Messenger RNA from Eimeria acervulina, 2358 nucleotides. RefSeq lists its product as hypothetical. The transcript is spliced from 3 exons. Gene Ontology annotation, cellular component: Golgi membrane. Gene Ontology annotation, biological process: protein folding. The coding region runs from base 1 to 2358 and encodes 785 amino acids. NCBI's taxonomy places the organism in Eukaryota, Apicomplexa, Conoidasida, Eucoccidiorida, Eimeriidae. Gene Ontology annotation, molecular function: flavin-dependent sulfhydryl oxidase activity; protein disulfide isomerase activity. The record is from RefSeq and is a predicted model, not a curated record.
AUGAGGUCUCAUCCUUAUAAGAACUCUUGCGGCGGGGUGGGUACGUUCAACUUCACUUUGUUUGCCGUGCUGAAUCUUACCUUCUUUCUCGCCCGCUUCCAGCUUGCAGUAGCAGAGGUUGCGGCCUCCGUGGACUUCCUUCCUACGUCAGACCGGAGGUCCUCUGCAGGUUUUCCGGUAGAUAAAACGGCGGCCAAAGAUGAUGGACCCUUCUCCACAGCAGCGAAUGCAGCACCUGUGCCCCGCGCACCCCGCUCGGCGGCAGCUGCUGUAGCAGCUAAAACGCUAAACGAAAGCCGCGGACACAGACGUAUGUUUGCGCCGGACCCGAUUGUAGAGGAGGCUGUUACGGAGGAGGAAUACCGGAAGCUUAUGAGGAAGGCAAGGGACGCAGGGAAGGGCCUAAUAAUGAUGUUUUACUCGGCUUGGUGCCCACACUGUUUUUCGUACAAGAAGACGUUUUCGCAACUGGCAAUGGAUCUACAUCCUCGCUUUCACUUCGGGGCACUGAACUGCAUGGAGGACGAAAGCACCAUGGAUAUUUGUGGCAAGUUAGGCGUAUUCGCACUGCCUUCCAUCAAGUUGUUUGUCCCGCCGCCCCUCCACCUGAAACUACCGGACUCUGAGCAGCAUCCUAAGCACGAUACGGCGCUUGAGGGAAAUCUACAUUUGGAGUUCCCUGGGGUGCACGAUGGGGGUGCCUUGGAUUCGUUUGAUGCAUCUCAGCCAGAAAGUUUCGCUAUACAUUCCCUGGCACUCCCCAGCGAUGACGUAUAUCUUGCCGUGCAGUAUGCGGCUCAAAAAACACAGCAACAAAUUGACAAGACAGAACUCCAGAUGACGCUUGGAGGCGACCUCGCCGCCUUCGAGCAUCUGCGCGGCAUUCCAUGCAAUGCAUACAGGUGGCAACACGAACAGAAUCCCCCACCCGCGGCGUCCGAUUCCUCUGUAUCGCUGCAGGAGAAGAAAGAAGGCCAAGGGGCUGGAAGAAACAGUCUACGAUUGGGCAGUGGCGGGACGACAUCAUGGGUUUCGGCUCGAGAGCGUCUACACGACGGCAUACGGGGCCUGCAGUUCAUUUUAGCGAGCUGGGUUGUUACGCAGAGAGAGAACAUGAGUUUUGCAGAGGAGUUUGCCUUGGUAGAUUUGCUCGAAAUAGUGAGAGCUGUGGUGCCCAUCAAGUCGGUGAAGAGGGCAGCUGCUCUCGCGAUAAUCCAUCUCCAUAACUCCAUGCAGGCCCCUACAGACCGCCUUCCCUCGCGGCAGCCUAAACUCCUCAAAAACGAAAGUGCACGUUUAUCAGAGUAUCUUGAGCUAUACAGGGAGAUCGACGACAGUCUGAAUGCAACCAUGGGUCUAAGAACAGCGGAUUGGCGUAGAUGGAUAGGGUCUGUGGCAUUCGGUGCCGAAGCGCUGCCGCUACCGCCCCUGGAGGAGCCACGGCUAAAACACUGCACAACCGUCACAUGCAGUGUGUGGAUGUUGAUGCAUGUGCUAGCAGAUGGGGCUAGGGAACUCUCCGUAAAGGUCAACGCACACCCAAAGUGCGGACCCGAUGAGCUCUUUUUCAGAAGAAAAGGACAAGCGCUGCCGAUUUACCUUCUACAAGAGCAACAGCAGCAGCGAAGGCCUGUCGAUCUUGGCCAAGUUGUUGACACCGCAUCUUUGUCGACUGAAGCGCUAAUCGAGCAAAAUCCUACCUUGGGCUGCAUGUCUGUCCCCGCAUUUGAAGUCGCUUACGGCAUUUACAACUUCUUGCAGCGCUUUUUUGGUUGCAGCGCUUGCCGGCAACACUUCACUUUGCUAUUCUCAAGGCGCAGCCACGGACUGGACUCUAUUUCGCCUCCUGCGGGAGAAGCGCUCAUUCGCUUGCCUCUUCCUGCAGGUGCGUCAUCCCCUAGGGAGGCGCGGACGGAACUCCCCGUGGCAAGAGAAAGGGGCAUCUCUCUUCUUGACAGAUUCAGAGGGCAGCUUGGGGGUGCAAAAACUGCAUGGACGAAUAGGUACGCGGAGGCCAGUAAGAUGGACGAACUCAAGCUGUGGCUAUGGAGACUUCACAACGCGGUGACCGUACGCACAGCCGCUGAUACCACGCUUGCCUUCCUGAAGGGCGAUCUCGGAGCUGUUAAUUAUGCCAACUGCGACACGAGGUGGCCCCCAAGGGCAGCAUGCACUAGCUGUAGGAACACUCCACCGCCAGAGACGGGCCUGGUCUCAAUACCUCUACUGCUAGCGAGAAUUGGAGACAAGGAUAUUCUUGCUAUGGAGGAAGAAUUUGGAGAUUUUGACAGGGCACAUGUUUUAACCUUCUUGAGGAAAAGUUAUUGGCCAGAUGGCAUUGAGGAAAUGAAAAUCUGA